Messenger RNA from Sabethes cyaneus, 1397 nucleotides. RefSeq names its product ATP-dependent RNA helicase WM6-like. The record is from RefSeq and is a predicted model, not a curated record. Bases 44 to 1306 code for a protein of 420 amino acids. The transcript has a single exon. Gene Ontology annotation, biological process: mRNA export from nucleus; mRNA splicing, via spliceosome. Gene Ontology annotation, molecular function: RNA helicase activity; ATP binding; RNA binding. NCBI's taxonomy places the organism in Eukaryota, Metazoa, Arthropoda, Insecta, Diptera, Culicidae.
UAUACAUUUCAGGUUAAUUUCGAACUUCAACUAAACAGAAACAAUGGCUGAUAACGAUGAUCUCUUAGAUUACGAGGAUGAGGACCAGACCGAGCAGGUUACUACGGAAGCGGCUGAGCAGCCAAAAAAAGGAACGUACGUCUCGAUUCACAGUUCCGGGUUUAGGGAUUUUUUGCUGAAACCCGAAAUUCUCCGUGCCAUUGUGGAUUGUGGUUUCGAGCAUCCAUCAGAAGUGCAACAUGAAUGUAUCCCACAGGCGGUGCUUGGUAUGGAUAUCCUGUGUCAGGCUAAGUCUGGUAUGGGAAAGACGGCUGUCUUUGUCCUGGCAACUUUACAGCAGCUGGAACCAACGGAAAGUGUACCAUACGUGCUGGUUAUGUGCCACACUCGCGAGUUGGCCUUCCAAAUCAGUAAGGAGUAUGAACGCUUUUCCAAGUAUAUACCCAGCAUGAAGGUAGCCGUGUUCUUCGGUGGGCUUCCCAUUCAAAAGGAUGAAGAAGUGCUGAAGUCAACCAACCCGCAUAUCAUCGUUGGAACACCGGGCCGUGUCCUUGCAUUGAUUCGUAACAAGAAGCUGAAUUUGAAGCACCUCAAACAUUUCAUCCUGGAUGAGUGCGAUAAGAUGUUAGAGCAAUUAGAUAUGCGUCGAGAUGUACAGGAAAUUUUCCGUAAUACACCGCACGGUAAACAAGUAAUGAUGUUCUCCGCUACGCUUAGCAAAGAGAUUCGCCCCGUGUGCAAGAAAUUUAUGCGAGAUCCAAUGGAAGUUUAUGUUGACGACGAAACCAAAUUGACGCUUCAUGGAUUACAACAGCAUUACGCUAAGUUGAAGGAGAACGAAAAGAAUAAGAAGCUCUUCGAACUUUUGGAUGUAUUGGAGUUUAAUCAGGUCGUUAUCUUCGUAAAAUCCGUGCAGCGCUGCAUGGCGCUGGCUCAGCUGCUUACGGAGCAAAAUUUCCCGGCUAUCGGGAUUCACCGUGGCAUGGUGCAGGAAGAGCGCUUGUCCCGUUACCAGCAAUUCAAGGAUUUCCAGAAACGUAUUCUGGUAGCUACCAACUUGUUUGGACGCGGAAUGGAUAUUGAACGUGUCAACAUUGUCUUCAAUUAUGAUAUGCCCGAGGAUUCCGAUACCUACCUGCAUCGCGUGGCUCGUGCCGGACGAUUUGGUACCAAGGGGCUGGCGAUUACAUUUGUUUCCGCUGAAACAGAUGCGAAAAUUUUGAACGAAGUACAGGAUCGAUUCGACGUUAAUAUUACCGAACUCCCGGAUGAAAUAGAUCUCUCGUCGUACAUUGAAGGACGAUAAAAUGCCACAACAAUUCAAUUUAAAUUUAGACUAAUUUAGUUUGUAACUGGAGUAAAAAACGCAAAAUAAAUUUACGUUAAUUUGUGAAUCC